CUCUCCACAUUAGGUGAAGCACCAUAAGCUGCCAGCCCCCCACCACCUUCCUCCCUCCUCCAGAGGCGUCACCCUUUACGCCCAAAUCAAAAGCCUACCUGGCUUCACGCGGCAGAACCCAUCAGACAACCACCACUGGCCUUUUCUUUGCCCCAUGGUGGCCCCAAGGCCCACCCUCUCACUGCUAUUGGCUGUCCUGGCCUGCUCGGGGCCCGCACGCCCCUCGCCCCCCCUGCUCCUCCGGCCCCGGGAGAGAGAGAGGGACUCGGGUGGCAUCAACAUAGCCGUAGUCCACUCUGGCUCCUCCCUGCUCCCGGAGACGGCGGCAGUGGGAGGUGUGGGGGUCGGCGAGCAGGGUCCUGGGCCCGGUCUGGGAAACGGUCCCGGAGGAGGAAAGGGCGUGACGGACACGGCCUCGGCCUCGCUGGCGGGGGUGGCCGGCAUGGCCUCGUUGUCCUCCUCCACGUCGUACCUGUCGCUGGCGGCACUCGUGGCCGAGACGGUGAUGACGCCGUCGGGUCAAGCUAACGUCAUCUACCUGGCAGUGAACGAGAGCAGUCCAGGCACUUUGCUGCUGCAGCUGUGUGAGCUGCUGGCCACUACACCUCUGCAGGGUUUGGUGUUUGAGGAGGAGCGACCGCCGCCGCCGAAUCGUGCCCCUCUGGCCCCGAUGCUGGAGUUUGUCUCGGCUCAGACAGGAGUUCCCGUUGUUGCCGUCGGGGGCGGAGCCAGUCUGGGACGGGAGCCACAGGAGAGCGGCUCAAUCUACCUCCAGUUCACCUGCUCCACCAUGCUCCAGCUCGAGGUGAUCUUCGAAGUGCUCGAGGAAUACGACUGGACGGCGUUCUCCGUCGUGACCACCCGCCACCACGGCUACGAGGACUUCCUGGCCAUGGUGGAGGGCAUGACGGACGGCUCGUUCAUCGGCUGGGAGAAGAAGAGCGUGGUGGUUCUCAAUGUGACGGACGACCCCGGCGGGGCACGGACCAAACGGCUGCUCAAAGACAACGAAGCCCAGGUGCGUCUGCUGUAUUGCUCCCUGGAAGAAGCUGAGCUGAUUUUCCGAGCAGCGUGGGCAGCGGGUCAAGCCGGACCGAGUCACAUGUGGUUUGCCGUAGGUCCGGCCCUKUCCGGGCUGGGCCUGGAGGGACUUCCGAAGGCCUUGUUUGCCAUCAGGCCUCAGGGAUGGAGGGACGAGCCCCGCAGGCGGAUCGCCAAGGGAGUUUCAGUGCUCACUCACGGUGCCAUGGCUCUGUGGAGGGACCAGGGGGCCAACAGCCGGGCGCAGUACGCUGGCAACUGCCAAAGCGACGGUAACCAGACCCACCGAGUGCCAGACCGAAUCAGGUAUUUCUCCAACAUAUCCAUUGGUGGACGAGACUAUUCCUUCAAAAGUGAUGGCUACUUGUCCAAUCCACUAAUAGAUGUCAUUUCCUACACCAACGGGAGAGGAUGGGAGGAGGUCGGUUACUGGGAAAAUGGUCAUCUACGCCUCCGUUACCAUCCCUGGUCUCGUUACAGUUUUUUCCUUAAGCCCCUGGACGACUCGCAGCACCUCAGAGUGGUCACCCUGGAGGAAAGGCCUUUUGUUAUCGUGGAGCCUGCUGAGACAGGGACCGGCUCGUGCAUCCGGGACUCCGUACCCUGUCGCAUGCCAGUUAACUCCAGUUUGGCGGUGGACGGUGCCGGACUGAUGAAGCACUGCUGCAAAGGGUUCUGCAUCGAUGUCCUGAAGCGUCUGGCUAAGAUUGUGGGCUUCACCUACGACCUUUAUUUAGUGACAAAUGGCAGGCAUGGGAAGAACAUUGAUGGGGAGUGGAACGGCAUGGUUGGAGAGGUGGUGUCCAACAGGGCAGACAUGGCCAUCGGUUCGCUCACCAUUAACGAGGAGAGGUCAGCGGUCGUUGAGUUCUCUGUUCCCUUUGUGGAGACCGGCAUCAGUGUAAUGGUUUCUCGUAGUAAUGGCACAGUUUCACCUUCUGCUUUCCUGGAGCCCUACAGCCCGGCGGUGUGGGUGAUGAUGUUUGUGAUGUGCCUGUCAGUGGUGGCUGUCACAGUUUUCAUCUUUGAGUUCUUCAGCCCCGUGGGAUACAACCGCAGUCUGCAGAGCGCCAAGAAGUCAGGUGGCUCCAAGUUCACCAUUGGGAAGUCGGUGUGGCUGCUGUGGGCUCUGGUUUUCAACAAUUCAGUGCCUGUGGAAAAUCCCAGAGGAACCACCAGCAAGAUUAUGGUGCUGGUCUGGGCCUUCUUUGCUGUCAUCUUUCUGGCCUCCUACACUGCCAACCUGGCUGCCUUCAUGAUCCAGGAGGAGUACAUCGAYACGGUGUCAGGGCUGUCAGAUAAGAAGUUCCAGCAGCCAACGGAGCAGUACCCACCACUGCGCUUUGGUACGGUGCCGAACGGCAGCACCGAAGAGAAYAUUCGCUCCAACUAUCCCAACAUGCACCAGUAUAUGAUUCGCAACAACCAGAAAGGGGUGGAGGAGGCCAUUGACAACCUGAAGACGGGAAAACUAGAUGCCUUCAUUUAUGACGCUGCGGUGCUGAACUAUAUGGCCAGGAAGGAYGAGGGCUGCAAGGUGAUGACCAUAGGUUCUGGGAAAGUGUUUGCCACUACAGGGUACGGCAUCGCUCUGCACAAGAACUCGCGCUGGAAACGGCCGCUGGACCUGGCUCUGCUGCAGCUGGUUGGAGAUGAUGAGAUCGAUAUGUUGGAACGCCUCUGGUUGUCUGGAAUCUGCCACAAUGAUAAAAUUGAGGUGAUGAGUAGUAAGCUGGACAUUGAUAACAUGGCAGGUGUUUUCUACAUGCUGCUGGUGGCCAUGGGCCUCAGUCUCCUGGUUUUUGCCUGGGAGCACCUGGUGUACUGGAAACUAAGACACUGUGUGAAAAGAUCUGGUGGGAUGGACUUUCUCCUGGCUCUCAGCAGGGGAAUGUAUAGUUGCUGUCAGUUUGAGGAUGAGACGGCACCAGGAGGGAGCAAAAGCUCCUUGCCCCAGUACCACACUGUGACUACCAUGCCCUCUGUCCCCCAACAGCACCUCGUUACAGCUACAGUCAACAACACGACUGCCAUUGCCAUGGUGCAACAGCAACAGCCGAAGCACCACCCACAGCAACAAGGGCAGACCUACACCACUAUGCUCCCUGGAUCACCACCAGCUACAGGACAUUCAGCAAUGGCUCUGGGUCCCUCAAACAGCCCUUUAUUGGAGGGCCCCAUGCCUUGUUCCACCUUUUUGCCUCGUCAUGACCGCAGACUGGCAGUGGUUGAUCGAUGGAACAGGCCAAAGCCAGAAAAGGUCAUGAGCGGAGGUAGCAGUGGAGGAGUAGGUGUUGGGGGGAUUGCAGGAGGGAUUACCGAUCUACAGUCGCAGCAGCAGUUUCAACAGAGCCUUGGAAUGCACUGGAGUCUACAAGGAGGAGUUACAGGUGGAGUAGGAGGUAGUGGCGACACAGGGCUUGAUGAAUAUAAGCGCUAUUAUGGUCCUAUAGAUCCAGAGGGGUUGGGGGCUAACUUGGACCAACAAGCAGGAGGCCCUCAGCAGACUCCCAAAACCAAUUCUCGAGGCUUUAAAGCCCCAGGGAUACCAAGGCUGCCUCCUAAAGGUCCUCAUCAAGGACAAGCCCACCUAAUCUCUAAGCCGCCUCCACCAAUCCCAUGCUCUCCACGACGGCCUCCAUUCUGGCGACGAGGAAGCCUUGUACAGACAAGGAGAAAGGGCUCAGGAGGUCCUCUAUAUGAGAAUAUACUCCCUCUAGGAAGACGGGGAGGUGGAAGAUACGGAGCAAGUGAUGGUGUUGGAAGAAGAGGACGUCGCCCCCCUCCUCCUCCUCUUCCAGUCCCCCUUUCUUCCCCAACACAUACCCCUACCACUCCCUCUUCCCCAUGCCGUUUCUACUCAUCCUGUUCCAGUGCCUCGUCCUCUUCCUCUUCCUCCUCCUCAUCUUCAUCAUCCUCUUCAUCCUCUGGGUCACUUUCUCGAUCCAACUCCCCAUCCUCUUGCACCAGUGACAGCUCCUAUAACUCUUCGCUAAGUUUCCGGUAUCGUGCGGGCGAUCGGGAUUUCACGGUAGAUGAUGAAUAUGACUCGGACCUUCUCACAGAGGAGUCCAGCCUUCUUCUAGGGUCACGGAAAAAGAUUCGCUCACGACGCAUGUCAUCGCGUUCACUGCCAUGCAGCCCCCCGCCUCCUCCAAUACCACCACGAAAACCACACCCGCAGAGAAAUUAUGGUAGAGAGAGAACCAGCAGUCAACUGGCCCAGUUGCAGGAGUGGUGGGCAUCAUGGGGUGACCGAGAGCGAGGAAGGGGAGGCAUGACAAACAAAGGAAAUGCAGCUUUGGGCAGAGAUGAGAAGAGACAUCACAAAGAGAGGGAGCGUGAGAGAAAAAGGAGGAAGAAAGGUCGGAAAAAGAAGAAACGAGAAGAGAGGGAGCGGGAACGAGAGCGAAAGCGACGUAAAGCAAAGAAGAAGAGGAAAAAAGAUGACAGGUUAAGGAAGAGAGAGCGCAAGAGAUCUGAGCUGGAAAGUGGAGAUCAAGAGAAAAGAGAGGAAGGUAAAUCAGAAAUGCCAGAAUUCCCACCAUACCCGCCUUCAAGGCGAGAGUCGUUUCGGAAAAAGAGUGAGAGCUCCAUCCGAAGCUAUGGAUGGAACAUUCCAGGUGAAGAGGAAAGAAAAGAAAGGGAGGAGAAUAAAAGGGAAGAUGGCGAAGAGAGCAGAGGAAAGGAUAGACACCACAGGCGAAGAAACAUCAAGCAUCACCAUAGCUCCGGUAAUAAGCCUUCUACAUCUGUUAAGUUCUGGGGUGGGGGCAAUCCUUCUGACAACAUUCCAUCUGCCUUUCUGCCCUUGCUACCCGUCUCUUCUAAAAGAAGAAAAAGUAAAAGUUCUGACAGAGAUGCUGUGUGCAUGGAAGGAGAGAGGAGGCCAUUGUUGGGACGGAAUGAACGUGGUGAAAUGCACUCGAAGGAAGGGCUAUCCUUUCAUGAGUGGGAGUCUGAAGUUGAGGGAAGAGAGGAAGAUUCUGAGUCAGAGAGGCGGAAAGCAGAUCAUGGAAAAAGGCACGGAGGAAGUAGGACUUUGUCAGAUGAGGAUCGAGAACGUGAUAAAGUAGUUGGGAUAUAUUCCGAUGAUGACGGUUCUUCAGGAGAAUUUGGGAAGUUUGAGAGAUACUGGGAGGAUCAUGAAGGUAGGGCAGUGGGUGGGAUUGGAGGAGGAGGUUGGUUUUUCAGCACGUAUCCCUCAAGGGACAAAGCGGGCACCAUCAACAGCAGAGACGAUCUCUUCCUAGAGAGAGGAGAAAGGUGGGGGACAGCAGAGACUGAGUGGGGUUCUAGUGCAGUUGGAGGUGGCGGUGGUGGAGGAGAUAGAGAGUGGGGGUCAGGUUCACACUGGCCCCCGCCGCCUCUCACGCCACCUCCUCCUCGAAGAUACUGGUCAGUGGACAAGCUUCACAUACAAGAUGAGAAGAAGACCAAACGCAAGUCUAAAGACAAGGGAAGGGGACACACAGCUUGUUCGACCUGUCAAUCCCCCCGACACCAUCCGCACUACGCUAAAUGGGCCCGUGUAACCUCACGAAGCCAGGAAGAGCUGUACCCCCACUGCCAGAAUUUUGGUGGUCCCUUAAAGCCAAAACAUGAUUCCACAUCAUCAUCCAAGCCUGACCGAUCGCAUAAUCCAUCGAAAUCUGGAAGCCAGUCAAACCUCAGCAUUCAGCAACGGACACAGAGAACAGACAGGGAUCGGGAUCGAGGAAGACCACCAUCCCCACCUUCUUCUCUCAUUCCAAACUUGCCAUCCCCACUCCCUGCCCUUCCAGCUCCUCCCUCCUCAGUUCACUCUAUCCACGUUCCUCCCCUCACAUCUUCUUCUUCUGUAUCUUCUCCCUCGGUGGUCUCGUCCACACCGGGGGCGCCCCAGGCCUCCUCAAUGGCUUCGGCAAGUGCCAAACUACAGUACCAGAGACUGCGCUCCGUACCCCAGCCCCAGAGGUUUCCUCAGUCUCCUCAUUUACCCCUUAAAGCCAAGAGCCUGUGCUCACGAAGAGGAUCAGCCCAUUUCUCCAGUGUGGAGAGUGAAGUCUGAGGUUGAGCAAGGUUUCACGAUUUAUAAGAAAGCCCUGCGAGGCUAAGAUUAGGGGGAGGACCUGCAAAUGUGGCUGCACAGCAACAAACAGGGCUACACAGCCAAGUCAGUACAGCUCUGAGCCCUUUUCCCUAAAGUUCUGCACAAACAAACCUGAAAGCCAAACAAACCCAGGGGAUUAUGUCAAGGGAACACAGGACUAUUCAUGUUUUUACUGUUGUUUCAUCAUAAAUCUACAAGUGUGUGAAAGACAAGAACUACAUCAAUGACUUUCUGAAAUGUGCUAAACAAAAAUAAAUCAAACUUCAAAAGUGGUACAAGUAACGGGGGCCUAAUCGCUUUUAAAAGUAAAGACUUUAUAAGGUCAGGAAGAAAGUUAGUGUUUUCAGAGAAACUUAAUUCUUGGUGAGGGCUCAGGAACUUUAUAGUACUUUAUGCCCACUGCUCUCGGAAGCCUUUAAACACAGUAAACUGUUUGUUUGCUUUGUUGUUCAUUUCUUCGUCCUUUUAAAAAUCUUAAUUUUCCUUUUCCUUGACAAACUGUUUACACCCCUGCAGAACUGUGACACCCACCUGAGGCAUCUUUCUUACAUAAUUAAUGCCUUCUUGGUUAGAGAGACAAGAGGGUGAUGACCACAUUUCUUCUUUUUUCUUUUGUAGAAAUUUUUACUUUGCUUCUUUUUAUUCACUUGAUUGUUUCUUUAUUCUGUACCUUUGUUAUUUUUUGGAUGUGCCUUUUGUUCCCCACUUCUUUACGUAAUUAUUUCUUUUUUUUAUUCCAUUUCUCUUGUCAUACCGUCCUGUUCUCCCCUCUUGGCUCCUCUCCUUGAUGUGAUUAUUCUGUAUGUCUGUGCUUUUCUGUGUUUGUAUUCUUGACAACAGGGUAAGUCAGCUGUGACUGAUAUUCUUCUGGCUUAAUGAAAAGCUGAGUGCCAAACUUAAGUAGAGUUCAACAUCAAGUCUAUAUAAUGUUAGCAGCUGUGUUUCUUUUUAUCUUGCAGAGUAUUACAUCAUUUCCAUAAUGCGCACGGACACAUGCUUAUAAAUGUGAAGACACACUAACACUCAUAUACAAGUUCAUGCAGGAAACAUUAACAAGUCAACUUAUCUACUCUCCUUCUUUAGCAAUACAUUAUCCAACCUUUGUGUUAGAGCUUUACACUUCAACACCAUGUCUUUCUUUUUGUGUCAUAUUUGUUGUUGCUAUUGAUGGUGUACUAUAUGUCAAGACAUGUAUUAAAUCAAAUACAAUGUAAUCACUGUGCCAUUCUCAAGCUUGGGUACACAAAUUGUUCUCUUAACUACCUAACAACAGAAAUGGAGGCAGUUUUUUUGUUCCCUGCCUGUAUUCAAAUGAAUGUAAAGUCAGCCGCCAACACGUGUGCUGCAACAUUUACUGUAAGACACUUGAAGAUGGGAUUUGUAGCAUUCUGGAGGGUUAAUUUGAUUUGCAUGUUUAGGAAAAGGGACAAAUAGCGUACACAUGUGAACUAAAUAAAAAAACCCACAUUUUAAGAGGGAAAGUGCAAUACAUGCUAAAGAAUUAGAACUACAGUGGAAUCAAACUGAUUUACCCUUUGUGUUUUGUUUAUUGUGACUCAUGCAAGAUGUAUAGUUAAUGCCAAGGCCAGGAAUAAAUUCAAAUUAUUUCCAAAACCUGUCAACCCAGGUUUGCUUACCAUCUGUUUAGUUUGUCAGGUGGGGUUUCACAAGGUGUUGGGGGGGGGGGGGUAGCCUUAUGCUAAUUGUUUUCGUCAUAUAUGAUGUGUUAAGUAUGAAUAUGAAGAUGAAACGGAUCAAACAAGGAUUUUAUUGGUUCAUAACUACAAUUAGUGCCAGAGCCGUUUUGAUGUCACUUGAAUUGUGCUUCUGUUGGUUGUAAGAAGAUUGAUGCAUUUUAGCUCUGAUUAAGAGAAACAUUUUUGUGUAUUUUUUUUACUUAGUUAAAAAAUGCAUUUCUUAUUUUCUAAAUGUGUUUAUUUUCUAAAUGUGUAACCAUGAGAUUAAGCAUUUUGAUUAUUGACCUGGCUGACACCAGCAGCUACACUUAAAUGCCAAGCACUUAGCAGGAAGUGAAAGUUUGAAAUCAAUUUUAAUUUAAAUCUGUUUGAAUUGAAUUUAUAGUCAAUUUAUUUAUUUUUUUGUAUGAGGAAACAGAGCCUAAGUGAAGUGUUGAAAACGAGAUUUUUUUUUUUUUUUAGUUGCUAAAAAUUCCUGAGCCAUUUUUCCCAAAAGUCUGGUCAGCUCAUGUUGAUCACCUGGAACUGCAUCUGAGCCAUAAUUUACUUUGAUGAAAACAAAAUAAAUAUUAAGUUUUUAACAAUAAAUUUGUCAUAUAGAGUUAGUCUUAUUUUCACUGAGAAAUAUAUAUAUUUCAUAUGUAUGUAUGUAUAUAUUUGUGGCAGUUGCUAACAUAAUAGAACAAUUUAAGUCUUAAUAAGACUGAGAUAUUUUAAAAAGAAAGUUCAAGUAAUUAUGGUGAAAUGCAUCAUUUUAAAUUCAAUUCAAAAAUACUUUAUUGAUCCCAGAGGGGAGUUAGGUAAAGGGUUACAAUCCCCUUUAAAAGACCUCAAAGUUGUUUGGCUUUGCACUUUACAAUUGACAAUUAAUUUGAAUUUAACUGAAAUGAGGAAAAGUAUUGUGCGAUAUGUUUUGAAGCAGUCACAGAGCAAGCAACUUUAUUUGCAUUCAACCAAUAAAAGGCCUUGACGCACUAGAAAAUCUUAGACAACUUGUGCCAACUUACUAAAAAAAAUGACUAAAUUACCAAUAAAAGUUGUUUUGAUCAAUUUGUAAUCAUUAAAUUGUCUAAAACAUAGUGCGACAGGGGCUUAACCCAAUUGUGCUUCAAAGUCGUUGCUGAAACACUACAAUACUGGUCAGCAAUACACAUAUGUAUUUGUACACAAGCUCAAUUGCACAACAGCUAGUGAUGGUGUGAACACAAAACAGACUUCUCUUUUCUUUUUAAAUAGGCCUCCACUCUUUUUUUCCUGUUUCUUCUUUUUCCUCAUGUCUAUCCAUUGUGCCCAUCUGUGUCUGCAAAUGUAAAACUGAUCUAUUAAAAAAAGAAUAUACGUGGCUAUAUUUAUUUCAUCUAAAAAAGAGCAUAUCUCUAUAUGUAUAUAUGAUAGUAUAUUUCAAGACUAUAAUAUAUGUUAUCUGAGUUUGUCUACUAAAUUUAUGGUAUUAUCUCAAUGAAAAUGUCUUUUUUCUGUCUGUCUUUCCUCGUCUCAAUCCUACUGCCCAGCUCCCUAAACCCAAGUGAAAACAGAGACCAGUACGAAAACUGUGUUUUUGCUCACUUCAGACCAACCAUCCGCCUCCAUUAGCUAUCUAACAUAGCUAAUGCUAAGAAUUCAACAUAGUGACAGAGGAGAGCGAGUGUCUUAUGACCGUGUCACUGUAGCAGUGGUGGUGUGUGUUUGUCUACCCAGAGGGGCCUUUUUUGAUUUGGGCUACAGAUUAUUAACAAGUCUUUUACGGAAACAGCAGCUUUUACCACACAACUCUCUCACAUGUAGGGGGGAGGGGGUCUUAUUCUGGAUCCUCAGAUCUGUGAGUUUAUACCAUAGUGGACAGUGAAGUGACCUCUUGAAAACACAAUGUAGCGAGCAGCACAGGCUUUUUUGCAUUUUUAGUAGCUGUAUGACAAUAAAAAAAGACAGAGAAAGAAGAAAAAAUGCACAGCCACCCCUGCCGACCAACCUGUAUGAUAUGUUUAAGGACUUUUUAUGUAUCUGCCAAGCUGCUGUGCUGUAAAACAAUAAAAAGGAAAAUCAAAACCA
Austrofundulus limnaeus is the source of this 9879-nucleotide messenger RNA. RefSeq names its product glutamate receptor, ionotropic, N-methyl D-aspartate 2D, a (gene grin2da). The transcript has 18 exons. Gene Ontology annotation, molecular function: ligand-gated monoatomic ion channel activity; signaling receptor activity. Gene Ontology annotation, biological process: monoatomic ion transport. The record is from RefSeq and is a predicted model, not a curated record. The coding region runs from base 155 to 6091 and encodes 1978 amino acids. Lineage: Eukaryota; Metazoa; Chordata; Actinopteri; Cyprinodontiformes; Rivulidae. Gene Ontology annotation, cellular component: membrane.